Messenger RNA from Sphaerodactylus townsendi, 1551 nucleotides. RefSeq names its product basic proline-rich protein-like. The record is from RefSeq and is a predicted model, not a curated record. The annotation marks the transcript as partial. Lineage: Eukaryota; Metazoa; Chordata; Lepidosauria; Squamata; Sphaerodactylidae. The transcript is spliced from 4 exons.
CCCCCCCCCCCCCCCACCCCCCCCCCCCCCCACCCCCCCCCCCCCCCACCCCCCCCCCCCCCCACCCCCCCCCCCCCCCACCCCCCCCCCCCCCCACCCCCCCCCCCCCCCACCCCCCCCCCCCCCCACCCCCCCCCCCCCCCACCCCCCCCCCCCCCCACCCCCCCCCCCCCCCACCCCCCCCCCCCCCCACCCCCCCCCCCCCCCACCCCCCCCCCCCCCCACCCCCCCCCCCCCCCACCCCCCCCCCCCCCCACCCCCCCCCCCCCCCACCCCCCCCCCCCCCCACCCCCCCCCCCCCCCACCCCCCCCCCCCCCCACCCCCCCCCCCCCCCACCCCCCCCCCCCCCCACCCCCCCCCCCCCCCACCCCCCCCCCCCCCCACCCCCCCCCCCCCCCACCCCCCCCCCCCCCCACCCCCCCCCCCCCCCACCCCCCCCCCCCCCCACCCCCCCCCCCCCCCACCCCCCCCCCCCCCCACCCCCCCCCCCCCCCACCCCCCCCCCCCCCCACCCCCCCCCCCCCCCACCCCCCCCCCCCCCCACCCCCCCCCCCCCCCACCCCCCCCCCCCCCCACCCCCCCCCCCCCCCACCCCCCCCCCCCCCCACCCCCCCCCCCCCCCACCCCCCCCCCCCCCCACCCCCCCCCCCCCCCACCCCCCCCCCCCCCCACCCCCCCCCCCCCCCACCCCCCCCCCCCCCCACCCCCCCCCCCCCCCACCCCCCCCCCCCCCCACCCCCCCCCCCCCCCACCCCCCCCCCCCCCCACCCCCCCCCCCCCCCACCCCCCCCCCCCCCCACCCCCCCCCCCCCCCACCCCCCCCCCCCCCCACCCCCCCCCCCCCCCACCCCCCCCCCCCCCCACCCCCCCCCCCCCCCACCCCCCCCCCCCCCCACCCCCCCCCCCCCCCACCCCCCCCCCCCCCCACCCCCCCCCCCCCCCACCCCCCCCCCCCCCCACCCCCCCCCCCCCCCACCCCCCCCCCCCCCCACCCCCCCCCCCCCCCACCCCCCCCCCCCCCCAGAAUGAAUAGCAGGAGAACAAGAACAGGUCCAUCCGGGAAGGAGAAGGCAAGGGAAAACUCUCCAUUUGCAGGGGGGGAAAGGAGCCAUCCGACCACAGAAGGAGAACUAGUGAAGAAUGGAGCCGUGGAAAACCAAAGUGGAGAGGAAGUCAUGGUCCCCAGCUUCAGAGAGGUCAAGGAGGAAGAGGACAAACGCAGAAGCCUUCACAUGAGAAGAGCCGCCGAAGUUCUACAAAGGGGAGUUUCAGCAGCAGCGGAAAGAGGGAGCCGGAUGGCGAAGGCUGCAGAAUGGGAUGCUCAGGCCAUUAAGGGACCAAAUGUCAAGACCUUGAUGGUGUGGUCUUCUCAGGAGUGUCUGGGGGAAAGCGGGCGAGCGGGGCCUCUGAGGGCCUUCAAAGGACUCUUAUCUGAAACACGUGGCAGGAGCAAAGCUGAGCAGAACGGUGAGGCUGGGAAGAGUGGUUGCCUGGGAACGGGGACGGAGGGGCAGCUGAUGCCUUUUUACAGAGGGAUGUUUCCAGCCUAA